Uloborus diversus is the source of this 1019-nucleotide messenger RNA. RefSeq names its product 40S ribosomal protein S2 (gene RpS2). Gene Ontology annotation, molecular function: structural constituent of ribosome; RNA binding. The transcript has 5 exons. Gene Ontology annotation, cellular component: ribosome; cytosolic small ribosomal subunit. NCBI's taxonomy places the organism in Eukaryota, Metazoa, Arthropoda, Arachnida, Araneae, Uloboridae. Gene Ontology annotation, biological process: translation. The coding region runs from base 153 to 989 and encodes 278 amino acids. The record is from RefSeq and is a predicted model, not a curated record.
AAUAUUUUUUCUUAUUUUGCCCGUGAAUAUAUGUGUCUCGUUUGCUGGAUGGUUUUGAACUUGAACUGAAUUUUGCUAAAAGUGUUUGGCAACUUCAAUCAACUUCAUAAUUUUAAUUAGUUUCCAACGCUAAAGCAUCAUCUUGUUCUACAAUGGCGGACGCUGCUCCAGCCGGUGGACGUGGGGGAUUCCGAGGUGGUUUCGGUGGUGGUGGUAGAGGAGGUCGCGGCCGUGGUAGAGCUCGUGGUCGCGGGAGAGGCCGUGGCCGUGGAAAGGAAGAAAAGGAAUGGAUUCCUGUUACCAAACUUGGACGUCUUGUGAAGGAUGGAAAAAUCAAAGACCUGCAGCAGAUUUAUCUGUUUUCUUUACCAAUCAAGGAGUGUGAAAUCAUCGAUUUUUUCCUUGGAAGUACCCUAAAGGAUGAUGUCAUGAAAAUAAUGCCUGUGCAAAAACAAACCAGAGCAGGACAGCGUACAAGGUUUAAAGCAAUUGUUGCUAUGGGAGAUCACAAUGGGCAUGUUGGAUUAGGGGUCAAGUGCUCUAAAGAAGUUGCAACUGCUAUCAGAGGAGCCAUUAUGCUUGCUAAGCUAUCUGUAAUUCCAGUCAGAAGAGGCUAUUGGGGAAACAAAAUUGGAUCUCCCCAUACUGUUCCAUGCAAGGUCACAGGAAAGUGUGGUAGUGUGUUGAUGAGACUUAUUCCAGCUCCAAGGGGAACUGGAAUUGUAUCUGCCCCUGUUCCAAAGAAGUUACUUACUAUGGCUGGAAUUGAGGAUUGUUACACUUCAGCUCGUGGCUCAACUGCUACCUUAGGAAAUUUCGCAAAAGCUACCUUUUUGGCUAUUCAAAAGACCUAUAGUUACCUGACUCCAGAUUUGUGGAAAGAAAAUGUGUUGGAGAAAUCACCAUAUCAAGAAUAUUCAGAUUACCUAAUGAUGGCACAUAGACCUGUAGGCGCAGGACAGCAACGAAUGGAACAAGCUGCAGCUUGAACUUUUGAAACAAAAUAAAGUGAAAAAAAA